UUGCGUAAUCACAACUCUACCAAAUUCCUCUCCGUUCAGUUCGAAUCGAUUCCUCCCAAACUCUCUUCCUCCGCCGCUGCCUCUCGAUUGAUCCUUUUUCCUUUUUCAAUUCCUCUCUCCAGUUGUGUGAUCAUCCCAAAACGAUUCACAGUUUUCCUUUGUGAAUGGUGGAAAUCUCAGGCGCACAAUUGAUGGUCAUCCCUUCUUCUUCUAUUCAAAGAAGAGGGGUUUCGCUUUCGACCGCUACCUCCUUCUGCUUCGGCUCUUGCAUGGAAGGCUGGUACUACCGCUGCCAAGGCCUCGACCCGUGAACUCACUCCAGAUUCAAUUUUUUUUUCUCGUUGCGAAGAGCUUCAAUUCCCCCCCCCCCCCCCCCCCUUUUCAUUUAAUUCGUCAAUUUUCACUCGUAAAAGAAAAUCGAAGAAAAAACAAUGUUGCUUUACAAGCAGAAGAAGACUCAGGCGGCGAAAGUGAACCGGCUCCUGAUCAGCGUAACGUUUCUGGGUAGCGCCGGUCCAAUCCGGUUCGUGGUGAAGGAAGAGGAGCUAGUUGCUGCUGUGAUUGAUACAGCGCUGAAAUCGUAUGCGCGCGAGGGCAGGCUCCCUAUCCUUGGAUCUGAUCUCAACAAUUUCAUGCUCUAUUGCCCGAUUGCUGGAACUGAAGCUCUGAGUCCAUGGGAGACGAUUGGAUCAAUGGGCGUUCGGAAUUUUGUGCUGUGCAAGAAGCCUGAAGCGGAGAAGGAGAAGGAGAAGGCGAAUGAGAGCGAGAAGCUGCCCCGCAAGGGGUCUGGCAGCUGGAAAUCAUGGUUCAAUAAAUCACUCGAUUCAAAGAUAUCUUCCCAUUGAAUAACUCUUGAGAUGGUUUUAUUAUCUAUAUUUUGUUGGUUUGUUUCUGCUCGGUUGUGAAUUGGGGUUGAUAUAACUUGAACCUUUGGUUCUGGAGCCCUGCUUUAUUUUGAUUCAGUCACUUCUAGUUUUCUUCUUUUUUUACAAUUUCACUCUUCAUUGAUUAUACAAUCAUUUUUAUUUUGAUUCA
Messenger RNA from Salvia splendens (bonfire salvia), 1035 nucleotides. RefSeq lists its product as uncharacterized. Lineage: Eukaryota; Viridiplantae; Streptophyta; Magnoliopsida; Lamiales; Lamiaceae. The transcript is spliced from 2 exons. The coding region runs from base 432 to 845 and encodes 137 amino acids. The record is from RefSeq and is a predicted model, not a curated record.